UAACAGUUGCACCAGUUCACCCAAGAAAGUCUCCAGAGGCAAAAACGAUAUUGGAAGAUUAAAAGUGCCACAUUCCUAAAUUGGAAUGAUUCAGUGCUCAGGCUGCUCUCUAACCAGCUUAUUGAGAGUCAAGGCCUUGGUCUACCUGCCAGACAAAGAGCAUCAUUAAGUAUUUACUUGUGGAUAAGGAUUCGCUGCAUGCGUAUAAUGAUGAGCGGAGAGUGUGAUCGAUUUGCUGUGUCUCAGAUGAAAGUGUGGUGGCCUAUAGCUUUGGCAGGAGCAGACAAAAAGACAGGUCAUCCAGUGUGAAUUAGGUCAUCUUUUCACUGCUUGUAGGCCAUUAGUCUAACUCUUUACUUCCAGUUGGCAGAAGUAAAGGGAGCACCAAUUUCACCCAUUACUGUCAUUGAACAAAAGAGUAAGGUGCAGUUCAAUUCUUAUGGCCUGCUAUUGGACCUUCAUUAUAGCUGCUCACCUUUGCAAACAAAGACCAUAUAGCCUAGCCUAUAAACUACUCUGAUCUCAUGAUAAUUAAGAAGAUUAGGUAGCAGGAUUAAGAUAUAAUAAAUCAUUAGAGGCAUCUAAACCCCUCUGGAAAAGUAAAAAAAAAAGCCAAAAGAAAAUAAAAAAAUGAAAGUAAUAUGUAAUAUUACUAUCUUUACAAUAAUUUGAUGUAUGACUUUUUAAUAAGGGCAAAUGAAAUAAAAACUACAACCUACUUAAUGCUUAUUGUGAACACCCAGGCAUCCUCUCCUGAUUAGCCACGACACUUGGCUCUGCAUAUUUUCAGCAGUGCCCUGGCUUUUCUGUGGUAACAAGGAGAAACACACGUCUCCGUGGCAACCAGACCAAAGCGUCUCUGCAGUUGCAUAGCAACCACUACAAAAAACAACGGUCGACACGUUUUGAGAGCCACACAAAUACUAAUUAGUUAGCAACGUUGCUUUUCAUUUUCGUUUUGGACUCGCUACAUCAUUUGAGAAGACUAGACCUGUAGAUAUGUUGAAGAACAAGACGGAGCUAAAAACACAAGGCUUCACCGUGAAGGCCACUAUGAAGAACUCCGUGGUGGUGGGUCCUCCGGCUGCAGGGGCUUUUCGGGAACGUCCUUCUAAACCAACCAACUUUCGCAAAUUCUAUGAGCGGGGAGAGUUUCCCAUGGCACUGGAGCAUGACACCAAAGGCAACCGCAUUGCAUGGAAGGUGGAGAUCGAGAAGCUGGACUACCACCACUACCUGCCUCUGUUCUUUGAUGGCCUAUGUGAGACUAUUCAUCCGUACGAGUUCUUCGCCCGCCAGGGAGUCCAUGACAUGCUGGAGCACGGAGGCCCCAAGAUCCAGCCCGUCAUUCCCCAGCUCAUCAUCCCCAUCAAGAAUGCCCUGAACACGAGGAACCGUCAGGUGAUCUGCACCACGCUUAAAGUCCUGCAGCAUCUGGUGAUGUCUGGAGACAUGGUGGGAGAGGCUCUGGUGCCCUACUACAGACAGAUCCUCCCCAUUCUCAACAUCUUCAAGAACAUGAACAUCAACUCUGGAGAUGGAAUCGACUACAGCCAGCAGAAGAGAGAGAACAUCGGUGACCUGAUCCAGGAGACUCUGGAGGUGUUUGAGCGCUACGGAGGAGAGGACGCAUUCAUAAAUAUCAAAUACAUGGUGCCCACCUACGAGUCCUGCAUGAUCAGCUGAGGAGGGCCAUCACCUUUGACGUUGCACAGACUCUUGACUUUACUUCUUUUCCACUCUUUUUUUAUCUGCCCUCCCCACCACCACCUCUACAUGAAACCCUUAUCUUAUCCCUUUUUUAUCCUUGUUUUCCCCUAAUCUCAACCCGACUCCACUUGUUCUCUUUUUCUUUCUGAACCCAGCACUACGUCCUCUGCUCGGUUUUGCUCCCAUCCAUGAGCUCCAACCCACCGCUCCUUCCUCUCUACCUCCCCCCGGCUCUUUAGCAUCCUUUUUAAAUUCUUAUUAAAUUCACAAGUCUUGAAGUA
This is a messenger RNA of Seriola aureovittata, 1991 nucleotides long. RefSeq names its product PARK2 co-regulated (gene pacrg). Gene Ontology annotation, molecular function: Hsp90 protein binding; Hsp70 protein binding. The transcript has 5 exons. The coding region runs from base 1000 to 1686 and encodes 228 amino acids. Gene Ontology annotation, cellular component: vesicle; neuron projection; cytosol. The record is from RefSeq and is a predicted model, not a curated record. NCBI's taxonomy places the organism in Eukaryota, Metazoa, Chordata, Actinopteri, Carangiformes, Carangidae.